Messenger RNA from Helianthus annuus (common sunflower), 750 nucleotides. Its product is annotated as mitochondrial fission 1 protein A. Gene Ontology annotation, cellular component: mitochondrial outer membrane; peroxisomal membrane. NCBI's taxonomy places the organism in Eukaryota, Viridiplantae, Streptophyta, Magnoliopsida, Asterales, Asteraceae. The transcript is spliced from 5 exons. Gene Ontology annotation, molecular function: protein binding. The record is from RefSeq and is a predicted model, not a curated record. Gene Ontology annotation, biological process: mitochondrial fission; peroxisome fission; autophagy of mitochondrion. Bases 75 to 566 code for a protein of 163 amino acids.
UGACAUCUACACAAAAACUUGUAUAUAUCAUUCUUUCGGUGUCAAUUACGUCAGUCAUCAAGGGUUUUGGAAAGAUGAACCAGUUUUUCGAAUCGAUCAAUUCCUUCUUCACCGGUGGAGAUCAGCUUCCAUGGUGCUCCCCCGAUAUCAUUGCGGGGUGUGAAAAAGAAGUUGCCGAGGCUUCAAAUGAUGCCUCUGAUGAGGCAAAGAGUGAGGGCAUUAUGCGUUUAUCUUGGGCGUUGGUUCACUCUAGGCAACCAGAAGACGUGCAACGCGGCAUAGCUAUGCUUGAAGCUUCAUUAGUGAACACCAGCAGCCCGUUGCAAAAGAGAGAGAAACUAUAUCUACUGGCUGUUGGAUACUACCGAAGUGGUGACUUUCCGAAGAGUAGGAUGCUUCUUGAACAAGCUUUAGAGAUUGCACCGGAUUGGAACCAAGCUUUGUCACUUAAGAAGGCGAUAGAAGAUCGCAUCACUAAAGAUGGUGUGAUUGGAAUCGGUAUUACUGCUACUGCUGUUGGACUUAUAGCUGGCGGGAUUGCUGCAGCGUUGAUCAGGAAGAAUUAGUUAGCUUUCAUGACUACACUAAUAAUAACAUCACCCCUUUUAAGGUUUUAUGUGGUGCCGUCUUUUGUAGUUUGCUGGUAACGAGUUAUGCAGCGCCUUUAGUUUUAGCGUAGUCUCUUUUUCGGCAAACAGCUACCCUUUACAAGUUUCACAGCUUUGAUUCAGUAUUUGUUGCUUGGUAGAA